Molecule: messenger RNA, 4978 nt
Organism: Acanthopagrus latus (yellowfin seabream)
Lineage: Eukaryota; Metazoa; Chordata; Actinopteri; Spariformes; Sparidae
Product: polycystic kidney disease protein 1-like 2
Exons: 24
Coding region: 1-4119 (1372 amino acids)
Biological process (GO): detection of mechanical stimulus
Cellular component (GO): membrane
Molecular function (GO): calcium ion binding; calcium channel activity; protein binding
Source: RefSeq, a predicted model, not a curated record
AUGAUUGGCUGUAAUUACCAACGUGACGUGAGCUCUUCCCGGAAGCGAUUCUUCCUCUACAUUACAACUCAACGUUCUCCUCGCAAUGAGCAGAUCAUUCAGGCUAGAAUUCUGUUGCCAAGGUCUGCUGGAGAGCAGGUGAACACCUCUUUUUUGGACCUGGGGAACUUCAGCACAACAGCCAUAAACAUUUCUUCAGCUGACAGCACAUUAGUGUUAAAGAUGGUGCCCUCGAAAGAUCCUUUACCCUUCAAACUGUUCCUUGGUUAUUUGGACUAUCCCACUGACAAAAAUUAUGUUGCAAAGACUGAGAUGCCUCUCCAGGGAACAACACAAGAGGAGAGAUACACUUGGCUGCUAGAACCGAAGGAUCUGAAGGGGAACAUUGGACUGCACUAUCUUGUAGUGAGGCCCAUUGUUGGUCCAGGUAUAAAAUCCAUCGAUGCCAACUUAUCAAUUACCCCUAUCAUGACUGAAUGUAAAUUUUGGAAUGAAACGACAUUGGAUUGGGGCAAUAAUGGAUGCAGGGUUGGUGUUCAGACAACACCUUUAGUCACCCAGUGUCUCUGCAACCACCUCACCUUCUUUGGGAGCUCUUUCUUUGUCACUCCCAACCUUGUCGACGCGUCACGAACUGCUGAGCUGUUUGCAACGUUCGCUGAGAAUCCCGUGGUUGUCUGCUUCGUGGGGGCACUCUUUGUGGCAUAUCUACUGGUGCUCAUAUGGGCACGACGAAAAGACCUUCAAGAUGCGACCAAGGUGAAGGUGACCGUGCUGGAGGACAACGACCCCAUGGAUGAGUACCGCUACCUGUUGAGUGUCAGCACUGGGCACCGAAGAGGAGCCUCUACAUCCGCUCAGGUGACAAUAACUCUGCUGGGUGCAGAGGGAAACAGCGAACCACAUCACCUGUCAGAUCCAAAGAAGUGUGUGUUUGAAAGAGGAGCGGUGGAUCUGUUUCUGCUGACGACACCGUUUUCCCUGGGAGACCUGCAGGCCAUCAGACUGUGGCACAACAACUCAGGGAGCCACCCUGAAUGGUAUGUUGGCAAUGUCAUGGUGCAGGAUUUACAGACGGAGCAGAAAUGGCACUUUCUGUGCAACUCGUGGCUGGCCAUAGACCUGGGAGACUGCUCCCCGGAUAAAGAGUUUUCCGUUUCGACAGAGAUGGAUUUGAAGAAGUUCAGUAAUUUGUUUUUCAUGAAGACAUCAAAGGAUUUCAGUGACGGACACCUCUGGUACUCCGUGAUCAGUCGACCACCGAGCAGCACCUUCACUUGUGUCCAGAGAAUUUCCUGCUGUUUCUCCCUGCUGCUCUGCACCAUGCUGACCAGCAUCAUGUUUUAUGGCAUCCCCGCCGAUCCCUCCGAGCAGACCAUGGACCUGGGCCACUUUGAGUUCACUUGGCAACAGUUCAUGGUUGGAGUUCAGAGUUCCCUCAUCAUGUUCCCGGUGAAUAUCCUUAUUGUCAGCAUCUUUCGGAACACUCGUCCCCGGGAGUCUUCAUGUUGCAAGCGCAAAUCAGAAAAACUAGAUGCCCUUGAAGAGACUUCCAUCCCACAGACGGCCUCCACCAACACGGAUGCCAGUGUUACCUUAGAAACUGUCAUUAAGGACAUCAACAGAAUUGCCCAUUCACUUUCUAAAACCGUGAAAAGCAACAUACCAUUCACAGAGUCUGAGUUUGGUCCUGAAAAACAAGUCGAUAUCAACGCCGCCCUGUCUGUGGUGGAGGACUUCAUCAAACAGUGCAACAAAUCCAGUGACACCGCCCAGUCCAAAACGCCCAACAUCCUUCAGCCUGAGCUACCAGGGGACUGUGCCAGUACGCCUCCUGGGUCAACAGCGGAGGGGAUUCAGAAGAAGAGCAACAAAAGCCAGUAUCUAUACCGGCAGCUGUGCCGCAUUGACAGAGAGCUGAGUCAGCUGGGACCCUCCGUCUUCCCGACGCUGCACAGCUACAACCAGGCUCAGCUGCAAGUCCAGGGCAUGAAGGGCUCUCUUGAAGAUCAACUCUUCAGAUCUAACUGCGUCAGCCCAGAUGAUCUUUCCCAGAAGAAGCUGAGCCCUGCAGACAGCACCGAUGGCGAGGCUAGUCCUAAGAGGAGGGCGUGCUGUCACGGAGGGCUCCCCUGGUGGUUCAUUUUUUUUGGCUGGCUGCUCGUGAUCGCGUCCAGCGUCGUGUCGGGAUAUUACACGAUGCUUUAUGGGUUGAAAUUUGGGAAGGAACGUUCCAUAAGCUGGUUGGUGUCCAUGAACGUCUCCUUUUUUCAGAGUAUCCUCGUCGUUCAGCCACUGAAGGUGCUCUGUCUCGCAGUCUUCUUUGCGCUUGUGAUUAAAAGAGUGGAUGAAGAAGAUUAUCAAAAUGUGGAUUUUGUAAGAAGUCAAGGUGAUCGCAACAACCAGCACGCGGUCAGACAAGAUCGCGGCCUCUACGAGCCUCCUCCUCCUGCUGACAUUGAGAAGAUGAGAAGGAACAAGAUCUUGGAACAGAAAGCUUUUGCCCUCCUCAGAGAGAUUUUGACCUACAUGGGGUUUAUGUGGAUGUUGCUGCUGGUGGCGUACGGCCAGAGAGACCCCAAUGCCUUUUUCCUGAACCAGCACAUCCGGGAUAGCUUCAGCGCGAUGACCUCAGACAGCAUGAGUGUUGGGGAUGUGUUCACUUGGGCCAACACAUCUCUACUUGAUAACCUCUUCGGAGUUUAUCCAGGAUUCAUCACAGACGGAAACUCCAAGCUGGUGGGUAAUGCCCGUCUCCGCCAACUGAGAGUGCGGAAGAACUCCUGCCAGAUCGAUAGGUUAAUGCUCAAGCUUGUAACAGACUGCCGUGCGCCAUAUUCAUGGGAGGAGGAGGAUAUGGGCUCCUAUGACCCUGGCUGGAACCGCUCUGUCAUGGGUAACAACUCUGAGAGCACAUUCAGCCCAUGGAAGUACCAGACAGAGGCUCAGGUCAGGGCUUACCCUGUCUGGGGCAAAAUGGUGCUCUACAGGGGAGGUGGAUUUGUAGCAGAGCUUGGUCCGGAUUCACAAAAUGCCAGCAGCACCCUUGAGCAUCUGUUCGGGAAUAAAUGGCUGGAUAUGCACACCAGGGCGAUCUUUGUGGAGUUCACUGUUUAUAAUGCUAACGUGAACCUCUUCUGCAUCGUCACUCUCUUGUUUGAGACGACAGCUGUAGGAGCCUUUCAGUUCAGCAGUGAGCUGAGGAGUGUUCGGCUUUACCAAUCAACCGGAGGUCUUCACAUCUUUGUUAUGGCCGCUGAGAUCUUAUAUAUGCUUUUCAUCCUCUAUUACAUGUUCCUGCAGGGUAAAUUAUUGAAGCAGCAGCGGUGGGCUUACUUCAAGUGUAAGUGGAACCUUCUGGAGUUGACCAUCAUCCUACUGAGCUGGAGCGCUUUGGCUUUUUACAUCAAAAGGGCCCUGACCGGGGAACAGGAUAUGACCUACUACCACAACCACAAAGACCAAUUUGCCAGUUUUUAUGAUACAGCCAAAGCAGACUUGACGCUCCAGUACCUGAUCGCCUUCCUGGUCCUGCUCUCCACUGUCAAACUGUGGCACCUGCUCAGACUCAACCCCAAGAUGAACAUGAUCACUGCCGCCCUGCAGCGGGCCUGGAAUGACAUAUUUGGCUUCCUGUUGAUCGUACUGAUCAUGUUUGUGGCGUAUUCCAUCGCGAGCAACGUGAUUUAUGGCUGGAAGCUUCCCUCCUAUAGAACAUUUGCAGAUUCUCUCCUCACCAUCAUCAGUUUGCAGAUAGGCAUCUUUAACUAUAACGAGGUUUUGGACCUCUACCCCUCGCUCGGUUGGUUACUCUUCGGCUCCUGCAUUGUGUUCAUGACGUUUGUGCUGCUCAAUCUCCUCAUCUCAGUGAUUCUCGUGGCAUUUAACGAGGAGCAAAUAUAUCACAAGCCGUCAGACGAAGAGGAGAUUGUCGACCUGAUGCUGAAGAAACUCUGCAGUCUUUUUGGGAUCAGCUAUAAAAGUGAAAACAAAAAAGAUACCCAGCUUGCAUCUGAUGAGAACAGAGACUUGACUCUUAAUAACAGCAGAAACGUCCUUAACAAUUCCGCAAUGGAUGUAAAUGUUCUUCAUCCGUCAGAUGAAAGAUCAAACCACUAAAGUAAAGAUAUAGCUGAAUGUUUUCAUGCGAUGACACCCACAUGCUCGUUUAAUCGUGUUCGUUAUUCUUAUCUUGUUUCAUUCUGGACGGUCGGUCUGAUCAUUCAUUAAUCAUCAUCAUCAGUCAUUGUGUGAUAGAUAAUCAUCACACAUUAGAUCGUAGCAGCACAUCGUGUUCCGCUGGCUGCUUGGCAAUAAAAAGCUGCAUGUAAAGCAGAGAGCAGGAUGUGUCAUUUACAUUAGCUGCACGGCACUGCCGCGGUGUAAGGGGAGUGAACCAUAAACACACUGACGCUGUUUUUGAAUUAGAUUACAUGCAGUUUUGCUUUCCUUGUGAAUGCCUUGUGCUCGGAAUAGUGAUGGACACAGGUGGUGAUCACUGAAUGUAAAUACAAUGAACGACUGUUGCAGAACUAUAAAUACAAGGCUGUUUUCUUUAAUGAUCAAGGUUUAUAACUUUUAAAUCAAAGCUUAUUUUUACAUAUUUCUACACUUGUUUUCCAGGCAAGUAUGAAUUGAUAGGUGUAAAUCCCAUGUGCCAGUUAAGAAGUGGUUAGUAUUGUCUCUGUCUUUCAUGUACCUUCGCCAUCUUUUAUUCAUAUUUUGAUAACCGGCUAAAGUAAAACCCUCAAAGCAGAAAUGCCUUUGUUUCGUGUGAAAUAUAAACUGCAUGUGUAGGUGAAAAGGUUUGUCUGCUUUCAUGAACAAAACAGUAUAUUUAAUGCAUGAGGUUACUGUUUAGACACCCAGCUAAUAAAUGGUUCCACCAACAUUGUGAUGCUGACAGAACCUGAAUCUUCUGCGAUACACAUUGUAGGUUUUCUCUGUGGUAUCCAAUUAAAGGAGACCUUUAAUGCUU